This is a messenger RNA of Thamnophis sirtalis, 582 nucleotides long. NCBI's taxonomy places the organism in Eukaryota, Metazoa, Chordata, Lepidosauria, Squamata, Natricidae. The record is from RefSeq and is a predicted model, not a curated record.
AUGAUGAGAUCUUUGCGAAUUCACCUUGCACUGGUUGGCAUAGAAAUUUGGAACAAUGGAGAUAAGAUUAACGUGCAGGAAUCAAAGGAUGCCACUUUGAAGUCAUUUGAAACAUGGAGAGAAACAGAUUUGCUGCCACGCAAAGGGAAUGAUAAUGCUCAAUUACUCACGGGCAUUGACUUCAGUGAAGAUACUAUAGGAUAUGCUACCAUGAGCAGCCUCUGCAAUUCAAAGAAUUCUGUAGCCAUUAUUCAGGAUCAUACCAGAGAAACAAGUUUUAUGGCGAAUACAAUGGCCCAUGAGUUGGGUCAUAAUCUGGGCAUUCGUCAUGACACAUUUGGCUGUAAUUGCUCUCCUAACAAAUGCAUUAUGACUUCACACCUAAAGGAUGUAAAGUGUGGCAGGUUAUACUGCAGACAUGGAAAUGAAUGGGAAUGCCAAAUGGAUUACUUUCCAGAAACGCCAGAUGUUGGAUUGGUUGCACCUGGAACAAAAUGUGGAGAUGGAAUGGUCUGCAGCAACGGGCGUUGUGUUCAUGUGCAGAGAGUCUACAGAUCAACCACUGGAUUCUCUAUAAUUUGA